Molecule: messenger RNA, 623 nt
Organism: Apis laboriosa (Himalayan honeybee)
Lineage: Eukaryota; Metazoa; Arthropoda; Insecta; Hymenoptera; Apidae
Exons: 3
Coding region: 279-560 (93 amino acids)
Source: RefSeq, a predicted model, not a curated record
CUGGAUGCCUUUUUUCGUCAUGUACCGUUAUCGUAGAAUAACUUCAGUUCUGCGACCAUAGGUACUACUUAUUUUACUUUGUCCUCAUCGUUCAUCUGUUCGAUUGUAAGCAUAGUUCAGUUCUCGUUGCUCACUCUGCGUGGUCAGUUGGAACGGUCCUAUCGAUGCAAGAAAAAUCGCGGGAAACAAAACGAACAUAAAGAGGAAAGGAGCGACCAACGAUCGCAAAAGCAUCCACAGAUAUUCGCCGGAAGUGAUUAACGCAUCGGAAGUGCAAAAUGAGAAUUACGCUUGCCUUAACAAUAAUUGUCAUUGCUUGUGUCAGCAUUCGAUGCGUUGACGGUAAAGCAAAGAAAACAACGCAGUUAUCUCUACAAAGCAAAGAGACGAAUGUAGUGAAUUUUAUGAGAUUACUCAUGAUGAGACUUGUGUUUGGAGUUGCAUCGACAAUGGGUUUAGGUGAAAAUCUUUCUGGAGUACUCGGAGGAAUUUUUGUACCACCUGGAGCAGAUGAUUACAGUGAUUACGGCGAUGAUGAUUUAUUAUCGGAUUUGUUUUAAUAAUAAUAUUUAUUAAAAUGCAAUUCCAAUAUUUUCAGUAAAAUCAAUACAAAUUUUUUUUGU